Molecule: messenger RNA, 4957 nt
Organism: Morone saxatilis (striped sea-bass)
Lineage: Eukaryota; Metazoa; Chordata; Actinopteri; Moronidae
Gene: kdm3b
Product: lysine (K)-specific demethylase 3B
Biological process (GO): regulation of transcription by RNA polymerase II
Cellular component (GO): chromatin; histone deacetylase complex
Molecular function (GO): histone H3K9 demethylase activity; transcription coregulator activity; chromatin DNA binding
Source: RefSeq, a predicted model, not a curated record
UCCGCAGUGCUGCCUGUCUACGAGGAGUGCGUUUGAUUGUUGCAGGACUCAAUGGCGGACAGAGCAGGGUAGUCGCGCUAGCACCGAGGACAAUAACAUCUCCGCUGUGUGAAAUCCCGGCGUGACUCGGUCCGCCGCUGCGUGCAACGGGUGAAGCGGUCUCUCUCCGGUGCACUCACAUUUAAAAACCAAGAAGUGGCUGCAGCUUUUCUUUUCUCUCUGCUCGUCUUCCUCGCAUUCUUGAGUUCACCCCCCUCCUCCUCUCCUCUCGUCUCAUCCCAGCCGGAGAAGUUAACGUUUACACUGUUCAUGGUGGCUCACUGAAGGCAGCUUUAGCUUGCGAGCAAAAAAAAAAACAAAAAACAACAACCAUGGGGGAGUCUCUCGAAUUGAUUGGGAAGCGGCUGCUUUUGCUCCUCGACGACGGCAGGUCCGCGAAUGGAUCCGAGCCGGAGAAGGCUGCCUGGGCCCGGGACUGGCUCCGGGGGACGGUGCGGGCGGUGAGCGUCAUCGGCCUGGCCGCCCCGGAGGUUGGCGGAGGAGAGGCGACAACAACAUCCACCGCUGCGGGGCUCACGGUAUUUGUGGAGUUUGAGAACGCUUCGCAGCGGUGUUCUUGGGUGCAGGUGUAUGACGAGGGGGUGAAAGCCGUGUUGGUGGAGGACUCCAUUGUUUGGGCCAAUCGGAGCGAUGGUACGGGGACGACUGGAGCGCCAGCAUCACCCACUGCCUGGCCUGCCCUGGUCUUCCGCUCCCUGGUGGACAGAGUGGGUUUAGGACCACUGGUUCCUGUGGAGUAUUUUGGAAACAAGAAUUUUGAGUUCCUGCCUGAUAGCAAAACUGUCCAGAGGUUUGAGGUUGAUAAAGACUUAAGACACCCGUUGCUAUUGGAGCAGCACACCCUGCAGACUGCCAUCUCCAGCUGGCACAAUGACUUUGAACUCCAAGAGAUCUUCAGGAAGGGUUCAUACACUAUUCAAGGACGCAGAGUUCUUGUGUACCAGCCAGAGUUUGAGGAGUGCUGGGCCUCAGGAUUGGUCUCACAGCAUGACCCUAUUUCUCACAUUAUGGAGAUUACCUUAGAUAAGGGAGAAGAAAAUCAGAUGGUAGAUCCUCGUGUGAUACAUGUCAUGCUGGCAGAGGAGGAGCUUGGUAAGAAUGGGCGACGAAGAAAGGACAGUGAAACAAUGAAGGGUGACAGCGGACGCAGACGCAGGACUGCCUCCGAAGGUGAGGAUGACUUGAACUUGAAACGUUUUAAAGGCGCAGGAGAUGCGGGAGCUGAUGGCCAAAACUGUGGCGACUCCAACAAAACUCCAGCAGAAGGGAAGGGGAUCUGGGGUGGAGACUCGAGCGAAAGAGUCAGCAGCACAACCAAAAACGGAAGCUCUUCAGAAGGAACCUUUCCUCAGGGCAGAGUGUCGUCCCCCAGCACCAAUUCCUCACUCCAGAUGGACCAAUCAAACGCUACCCCUCCUCGCUAUCCUGCCCACGUCAAAGAAAAUGGUCGUUCACUCUCCACAGGGGCGGCGGACUCUACAACUGCUGUUGCCCACACCCCCACUCCUCCUCCCCUCAAACCAGCCCCCUCUCCCUUCUCCACCACAUCUUUCCCCUCACUAGGCCAGAUGCCGAGCCUGGUCCCUGGAGCUCCAGCCCCCAAGGCUUCUCCAUCCCCCCAACCAGAUCGAGAGGAGGCCUCCCAGUCAGCUUAUUCCAAAACAGCUGCUCUUGUUUCCCCGGGGCCUGUCACCAUUUCUUGGUCGCACGACAGUGGCCCUAGUGUGGCACUUUCUGCUUCUGUGGGUUUUAGUCCUAAAGCCCCCACCUGGGGAAGCCAGACUGAGGGCUCUAAAACGGCCUCUGGCUUUCGUUUGCCCCAGGCCGUGCCCACUGCCUCGGUAUUUGGAGAUGUUACCUCUCAGACCAAUGGAGCUCCUGCCACUACUACCACAACCUCCCAGGACACUCCCAGACCCUUUGGCUUCGGCUUUGGUGGCGCAAAGAAUGAGACUCAAUCCCAGCAAGACCAAAAUUUGUUUUUCCAGUGCAUGACCCAGAAUUCUGGCUCCAGCCCAAGCCUAACUACUGGUCAGACCCAGUCCAAGGACACAAAUUACUUCACCGCAGUGUCUGAGAGUCUGAGCAAAGAGCCCCCAAGCCUUUUCAAGCCCGCAGCCUCCACUGAGGGACUGAAAAAGCCUGAGCAGCCUAAAGUGCCUGAGACCCAUCCGACGGGAAAUGGUGUGCUCAACAAAUCGUCUUCGGCCUUCCAGGGCAUGGGUGGCUCUGCAGGAGGAAGAGGCUCUGGUCUAAGUAUUGGUGGUCUGGCUGCAGCCUCUGGGACUCAAAGUACUUCUAAGAAGAGCAGUAAUAAUGGAACUUCUGUGGGGGGCUUAGGGCUGCAAGCUGGUUUUAAUACUUCAGAUAGCCACCAGAACCUUUUUCUGCAGGCCUCCAAAGAGCCUGCAAAUCCUUUUCUGGCAUAUGGGGACAAAACCUCCCACACCUCCUUUGCUGGUCUCUCUGGGACUGAGCCACAGACCCUUGGUCCUGCCUUGGACAGCAAACCAAACCUGUUCACUAUGGCAGAGCCUCCUAAGGGGAUCAUGUCUUCCCCUUUCCCAGCACUCUCGACAGCUGCUUCACCCAGCUCUUCCUCCUCUCCAGCACCAGCCUCAUCACAGAGGUCACAAAAUGAAGGCACUGUGAUAAAAGAGGAGCAAGAUGUUGGGGAGAUGCCUUCAUCCACCUCAAGCUGCCCCAUGUUUGUAAGCACUGGCCCUAGUGGAAUGGAGGACGUCCCUGUGUCCUUUGACCAGAGCCAGUCUCAGAAGUUUAGCCUGGAGGAAAGGGGCCAGUCGUCUAAACGUGACUCUGACUCCAGCAGCAACAGCGACCUGUCAGACCUGAGUGAGAAUGAGGAGGGACCAGAGAAAGGCCAAGUCCCAGGAGGACCACACCCUACCAAGGAUGGAGCCAUGUUGCAGAAAUCUAAAGUCCAAGGGGCCGCUAAGAGCCGUCCACGUAACAAGCCUUUCAAAGUGGGCCAGUCUGUACUAAAAGACCAGAGCAAAGUGCGCCGUCUGAAGCAGUCUGGUGAGUCGUUUCUCCAGGAUGGCUCCUGCAUCAAUGUGGCCCCUCACUUGCACAAGUGCCGCGAGUGCCGGCUGGAGCGUUAUCGUAAAUAUCGAACUACAGACCAGGACAGCGAUGAUGAUGACGAUCCAAAUGUGGCCUGUCGUUUCUUCCACUUCAGAAGGUUGGCGUUCACUCGUAAAGGUGUACUGCGUGUGGAAGGCUUCCUAAGUCCUCAGCAGAGCGAUUCCAUGGCCAUGGGUCUGUGGCUACCUGCACCAGCUGUCCAAGAGGGCCUUGACCUCGAUACAUCCAAGUACAUCCUAGCCAAUGUGGGAGACCAGUUCUGUCAGUUGGUCAUGUCUGAGAAGGAGGCCAUGAUGAUGGUGGAGCCUCACCAGAAAGUGGCGUGGAAACGUGCUGUACGAGGCGUCAGAGAAAUGUGUGAUGUGUGUGAGACCACCUUGUUCAACAUCCACUGGGUGUGUCGCAAGUGUGGUUUUGGAGUGUGUCUGGACUGUUAUCGGCUCCGCAGGAACAGGCCACGGGAGGAUGUAGACGAAGGUCCGGAGGAUGAGGUUUUUGCUUGGUUGAAGUGUGCCAAAGGCCAACCUCAUGAGCCACAGAACCUCAUGCCCACACAGAUUAUACCUGGGACAGCUCUUUACAACAUAGGUGACAUGGUACACUCAGCGAGAGGAAAGUGGGGUAUUAAGGCCAAUUGUCCCUGUGCCAGUCGACACACUAAGCCUCUAGUGCGCCCUAGUGCCCCUAAUGGCAUUUCACAGCAGUCUACAACGAGCAGUGGUGGAGUACUCGUAGCUGCAACUUCUGGUAUUGGCUCCACUCCAAAGUCAGAGGGAGAAACGUCAGUAAUCAAAACAGAAACUACACAAACAGCAGCACCAUCAGACAGUGGGGGAGGUGAAACUGUGGGCAGUACCAGUAACUCCACCAGUGGUACAUCCUCCCCCUGUAACCUCACCCAGUCCUCUGCCAAGGAGUCGCGCUCAUCAGGAGAGGGCAACAGCUCUGCUCUACACUGGUUGGCAGACUUGGCCACACAGAAAGCCAAGGAUGACACCAAGGAAUCCGGUUCACUUCGCUCCAUGAUGAGUAGAGACAGCCGGCCUCCCUUUGGCCUGGACUCACUCACUGCCCUGUCGAAGCCUUCAGCUUCCAGCCCUAAGCUAUUCAACAGCCUGUUACUGGGCUCCAGUAUGGCCCAGUCCAAACCUGAGGGGUCCAGUCUCCGGGACCUGCUCAACUCCGGACCAGGCAAACUCCCCCAGGGUCCUGGAGAAAGUGGGGUACCAUUCCCCUCUGUCUUUACCUCAGCAGGCAGUGACAAACUGAAGAGCAGCCUCCCGAACUUCCUGGAUCACAUCAUUGCCUCAGUUGUGGAGACCAAGAAGGCAGAAGGCCGUCGUACCGGUGCCUCCGAGGGUGGCGAGCUUGGUGUGUUGGGGGGCCGUAAAGACGGAGUAAUGGGCCUUAGUGUUUUGGAACCACAUACCUCACACUCCUGGCUCUGUGACGGACGACUCCUCUGCCUACAGGAUCCCAGCAACAGCAACAACUGGAAGAUCUUCAGAGAGUGCUGGAAGCAGGGACAACCUGUGUUGGUGUCAGGAAUUGAUAAACGUCUGAAAGGUGAUUUGUGGCGGCCCGAUGCCUUCAGUAAGGAGUUUGGAGACCAGGAUGUAGACCUGGUCAACUGUAGAAACUGUGCUAUCAUCUCUGAUGUGAAGGUGCGCGACUUCUGGGACGGCUUCCAGGUCAUCUCCAAGCGACUGCAAGAUGUUGAUGGCAAUCCCAUGGUUUUAAAAUUGAAGGAUUGGCCUCCAGGUGAAGACUUCAGAGACAUGAUGCCCACACG